UGAAGUUCUUCAAGUGAAACGCUUCAGUCGACGUUUUACUUUCUGACUGUGAAAAUGAUGAUUUCUCGCCGCGGCAACUUGUUGUUCUUUUGGUUUGUACUAAACAUUUCUUUUCUUCACAAUGUGAAGGCGAAUUGUGCCCCCAAUGGGGCGUAUUGCCAAACCCAUUAUGAGUGCUGUUCUAGAAAAUGCAUGACAUAUAGCUAUAUAUGCGCUCCAGUUGUAAGCCCAGUAGUUUUUCGAGCUCCCCAGCAACACAAUUAUGUUCCAGCCAACUGGUGGACCAUUAAUAACAACAGACUCUUCGAAGAACAGAUUGACAUUGCAACUCUACCAGAUGAUAAGUCUAAUACGGGUACUCAUGCAGUGGAGAAAGUAGACACUUCAGUGAUGACAAAUAACUUUCCGCAAGUUUUUGAAGUUGAGAGCAGAACCUGCAAACCUGUUGGAAAAGAGUGCUCAGACAGUAGCGAAUGUUGCUCAAUGCGUUGCCAUACCUAUCUCCAUAGGUGUGUCACCUAAAGUGAUGCCAAGCAAAUAUUACAUUUGAAUUACGUGUACAAUUUGUACUUAUACUGUAUGACUAAUAAAAACACUCUUAUAGACGUUUAA
Molecule: messenger RNA, 612 nt
Organism: Drosophila innubila
Lineage: Eukaryota; Metazoa; Arthropoda; Insecta; Diptera; Drosophilidae
Exons: 3
Coding region: 55-522 (155 amino acids)
Source: RefSeq, a predicted model, not a curated record